AAGCUUCACUCUUCCCCCGUCUUCGUCGCCACUUCAAUUCUUCAACGCCUCCAGUCGGCCCCCAGCGACGCGAUCGCCCAAAUCCCGCCGGCCCGAUGCCCGCCGCCGUGGCCGCCGCGGCGGCGGUCGCAGCCUCGGGCGGCGCGCUCCUAGUAUACCUGCUCAUCACCACCUGCCGGCCGCCGGGCGCCGAGGGGCCGGCGUCGGCGGAGGAGGAGGCGUCGCGGCCGGAGGACGGCGAGGGUCCCUGGCCGCACAGCCCUCCCGUAUCGUGCUGCGAGGCCGCGUCGGUGGCCGCGCGCACGGCGCGCCGGGCGUGGGAGCUCACCGUCGGCCGGUGGGGCCUCCACGGCCUCGCCUUCGGGAUCAAGCGCCACAUGAAGCGCCAGGGUAAUUUGCAGCAUGAGUAUAGUGGAAGUGACUGCCUUCAACUAAAAGGUCACGAUGCACAUACUGAAGUAGCUUAUCUUCUUGACCACCUGAAGCUUUGCAUGUUCUACUCAAAGAAUAGGUUUUCUGAAUUUCUGAAGUUUGGUGGGUACAGUCAAGAAGACGUUCUCAUCCACAAGUCUAGGGCGAGGCUUAUGCAGCCUUCCUUCGUACUUGUGCGUGACCAAAAAGCCAAGUGUUUUCUUCUUUUCAUCCGCGGUGCUAUCAGUCCUAAGGAGCGCCUGACAGCAGCAAGUUCUGUUGAAGUUCCUUUCCACCAUAUAGUUCUGAAUGAAGGACAGAUUGACAACGUAAUUUUAGGGUAUGCACAUUGUGGAAUGCUUGCUGCAGCUCGUUGGAUCGCUAACCUUGCCAUGCCCCCUCUUCGCAAUGCAGUACGAGAAUUUCCUGACUACCAAAUAAAGGUAUUUUUUGUCAAGUUCUUAUUUUAUUUACCUUCCUGAUGAAUUUAUUGAUGU
This is a messenger RNA of Triticum urartu, 908 nucleotides long. Lineage: Eukaryota; Viridiplantae; Streptophyta; Magnoliopsida; Poales; Poaceae. The record is from RefSeq and is a predicted model, not a curated record.